GUCGUCUUUACGGACCCUGCCCCUUUAAGAGAGAUGGCCCCUGGAGAUUUGCACCACCUGUCCGUUAUACUGGUUCUGUGCAGCAGAGCAAUAUUUCUAAACACUACACACACACCUGUGUGUUGUCUGAGCCACAGCAUUGCACGGACUCGCUUUCCCUGCCUCUAUCGCAAGGGCCGUGUUGUAUACAGUCCCGUUACAUUGGUAAACUGGUUAGAAGAAACGUGGGGACUACGUACAUGAAAUAAAGACACGGAGAAAGAUACAUUUUUGCUAUAAAACUACUGGGAAACUAGUUUGUCAAGAGCUGGCGACCAAAUCCACCGGAAAAGAACUGAUUACGUACAUUUGCAUCAGUUCAAUUGAGGCGAGAACAAACUAUUCUUAACUUCGCAAAAUGCGCAGGUGUGUAAUCAUUUUAUCUGUGAUCCUCGGGUCGUUCUCAUGUUCCGCUGAGUGUCCGUCGGGUUGUCAGUGCUUCGAAGCCUCCAGAACAGUUCAGUGCGUGUCUCAGGAUCUCCGGGUUGUGCCCGAUGGCAUCCCAGGAUAUACCACCCAUUUAUUCAUUACAGGGAACUUGAUUCCAAGAAUUGGGUACGACUCUUUUCGAGGGCUGGAAAAUGUUACCUCUUUGACUUUAAGCAACAAUGGGAUCACAGAAGUAGCAUCCCAUACGUUCUCCUCUCUGACCAUGCUGCGCUUCCUGAACCUGAACGACAACCAGCUCGCCCUGAUUCACCCUGAAGCUUUUAUCGUGCCGGGCAGUCCUCUACAAGAGCUCAACCUCAGCAACUCUCUCUACAAUCACAGUUCACUCACUGACCUCAUUACUGCGUUCCGGUGGGGCGGCUUAGGGAGCCUCCGCCGCCUCGACCUCUCCAGGAAUAGUCUGGCCCUGCUUCCCCCGACAAUGUUCUCCCCUCUCCCUAACUUGAAACAGCUACGACUGGGCAACAACUCCCUCGUUGCCAUCUACAACGGCACUUUCUCGGGCGUUGAGCUGCUGGAGGUGCUGGACCUGACCGGCAACCGCUUCACUGCGUUCAGCGACGAGGGGCUUCGCGAACUGGAGAGGCUCGACAGGGCUCGGCUGCUGCUGGGGAACAAUCCAUACCUGUGCGCCUGUGGGACGACGAACUUCACAAACUGGCUGAACAACUCGAAGGUCCGAGUGGGUGACCCAGAGAAGCUGCGCUGCGCCUCUCCUGGACAGCUGCGGAACGUCGCAGUGCAGGCUCUCGGCACGAAGGUCCUGGGCUGCGACUACUGGGACGGGACGGUGGUGGAAGAGGUGGACGACUUCGCCCUACAGACGUCCUACGUGUUCCUGGGGCUGGUCUGUGGAUUUGUGGGUAUGGUCUUUUGCUUCGUCCUCUACCUCAACCGCAAGGACAUGAAGAAGUGGAUCGUGGACAUGCGAGACGGCUGUCAGGACAUAUUGGAGGGUUACCAGUAUCGGUACGAGAUCGACUCAGACCCAAGGAUCAGGAACAUUGACACCAAUGGCAAACUAGAAAAAACGAACAAUCUCGAAGCUGGUCGCCAGAUACCCACCAAAACUUCUUUGUCAGAAAUUCCCACUGAUGUUGCAGUGUAGCCUGAGAAGCAUGUUUGUGUUGACUACACAGCUACAUAUGAUAUUUCGAGUGCAGAAGACUGGCUCCAGUGCAGACCAUUGAAUUUUAGGACUGGUGAAAUAGUUUCAUUAGAAAAUCUACUGAUCUUCAAAGGAUACUCAGAAACUACCAUUUGAUCAGUUACCAGCCACUGCACUGUGCAUCCCCCUUUCAUUCAGUCACAAACAGGACAUUAGCAACACACCGAACUUGUUAAAAAAACUCAAUAUACACUCUACAUACGCUGACUCUUCACACACUGCAAAGAAUAUCUAAAAAUAUCAAGCCCUCUCCUCUGCUUGGCAUACUGUAUUCUAACUCGUGUAUUGUGCCCCUUCGCCCCCCUUGCCUGUGUGUUUCAAUGCUUACCCCCCCCACGCCCCCUCACCCCAGCCCAUUGUGUACUUGUCCUCAUUUCCCAAAUGGCUUGGUUCAUAUGGUGUAGGGUAGGCAGUAUGAUGAAGUCCUGAAGGGGGAGAAAAUGGGACAGGAAUUGAAGACUGUGGGGGUUCUGCAGAGCAUAAUGUAGAACCAGUUCUGGCUCCCUUUGCAUGUGCAUGCCUCCAUCUGUAAGGCAAUCCAUAUUUGCAUGUGUUUAAGUGCUUUCUCUAAGAAGCGAGGCUCACAGAGGUACAGUGCGGAGCAGACAGACACUGUGUCCAGUUUCAGAGAGUAUUAGCAGCUGGGACUGAUUUGACCUGAUGAGCCGUUGCAUUACAAGCAAAUCCAAAGCAAAAAUUGCAGGACUGUUGUAAUGCUGGGUUUUGUAAAUAGAGAGAACAUGGAAUAAAUAGUAUAGCCUAGUAUAAAUUAGUUGGUGGAACUUGUCACAGAUGGAAAACAAAGUACGCUUUUACUUUUCUCAGGUAUAUCUGUUGCUGAUUGUUGCUGUUGUUUACAUCGUCUAUUUGAACACGUUCAUAUAAUUUGCUCACUGGUGAGAAUAAACUUUCUUCUGUGUUAUUCUCAAA
Messenger RNA from Clupea harengus (Atlantic herring), 2587 nucleotides. It is a transcript of the gene tpbg1a, whose product is annotated as trophoblast glycoprotein 1a. The record is from RefSeq and is a predicted model, not a curated record. Gene Ontology annotation, molecular function: protein binding. Lineage: Eukaryota; Metazoa; Chordata; Actinopteri; Clupeiformes; Clupeidae. Gene Ontology annotation, biological process: negative regulation of canonical Wnt signaling pathway. Gene Ontology annotation, cellular component: plasma membrane.